Molecule: messenger RNA, 3336 nt
Organism: Diorhabda sublineata
Lineage: Eukaryota; Metazoa; Arthropoda; Insecta; Coleoptera; Chrysomelidae
Gene: lt
Product: vacuolar protein sorting-associated protein 41 homolog
Exons: 14
Coding region: 114-2627 (837 amino acids)
Biological process (GO): vesicle-mediated transport; protein targeting to vacuole; endosomal vesicle fusion
Cellular component (GO): HOPS complex; late endosome
Molecular function (GO): protein binding
Source: RefSeq, a predicted model, not a curated record
AUCUGUCUAACUGACAUAUAAUAGUCAACAUUUCGGUUAUCAAUAUUUUUAUGAAUCAUCAUUAUUUUUUAUUUAGAACAUGAAAAAUUUUAGGCAUUUCUUAAGAAUAAAAAAUGUCUGAUAUUAAUUUAAAUAACUAUAGUAGUGAUACCGAGAGUUCAGACGAUGAAAUAGAACCAAAAUUGAAGUAUGUAAGACUCUCUAAUGAUGUACAGAAUAUAUUAUUGACUUCAUCAGCAACUUGUAUAGCCGUUCAUCCAAAAUUUAUAUGUUUAGGAUCACAUUGGGGAGAAAUUCAUAUCUUAGAUUAUCAAGGUAACAGCAUUCAAAACAAGGAACUAAAAGCGCAUACUGUUAGUGUAAAUCAGAUAUCAAUAGAUUUAAAUGGGGAGUUUAUUGCUACCUGUUCUGAUGAUGGAAGAGUUUUUAUACACAGUUUGUUCUCCAAAGAAAAUAAUGCAAAUCUUAAUCUUGGAAGGCUUGUUAAAACUAUAGCUUUAGAUCCGCAUUAUUACAAGCUUGGUGCAAAUAAAAGAUUUAUUACAGGAGAUGACAAAUUAACUUUAUAUGAACGUACAUUUCUGGGAAACCUCAAAUCCACUAUUCUCUGUGAAAGUGAAGGUCUUGUUAGAAGUCUUUGUUGGGGUGAAAACUUUUUGGCAUGGUCUAGCAAUAUUGGUGUUAGAGUUUAUGACAUGACUGCCAGAUGUUCUUUAGGACUAAUAAAAUGGGAGGAUAAUUACGGAGUUUCAGCAGACAAAUUUAGAUGUAAUUUACGUUGGGCUGAUAGUAGAACCCUUUUAAUUGGUUGGGUAGAUACUGUUAGAGUUUGUGUGAUAAGAAAAAGGAGUAAUAUAGAACUCGCUAAUAGAGAUCUGCCAGAAUAUCUAGUGGAUCCAAUAUCGACGUUUCAGACUGAAUUUUACAUAAGUGGUAUUGCGCCGUUGGAUCAGCAGUUGGUAUUAUUAGGCUUUCCAAAAGAAUUAGACGAAAAUAACAAGUCAUUGAGGCCUCAAUUGUAUAUAGUAGAAUACAGAGAUAAUGAUUAUACUGAUAAUUGUACUGAUAGUUUAUCCUUAAGAGGGUACGAAGAAUAUGGCGUCAAUGAUUACCACCUUGACGUACUUUUGGAAGAAAAUCGAUUUUUCAUUGUAGCUCCAAAAGAUGUCGUAGUUGCCAGCCCAUACGAUUUAGAUGAUAGGAUUCAAUGGUUUAUACAACAUAACAAGUUUGAUGAGGCGUUAAACAUCAUCAUGCAAAAUACGACUAGAAAUAUUCAGAGACAUACAGUUCAGUCUGUCGGAAUCGAUUAUUUGGAUCAUUUGCUCAAUAGUGGAAUGUAUGAUGCUGCUGGUCAGUUGGGUUUAAAAAUUUUUGGCAAAAGUCCGACAUUAUGGGAAGAUCAAAUAUAUAAAUUCGCUAGUGUACAUCAAUUACGUUCAGUAAGCCCUUACAUUCCACAUACUCUCGAAUCUAAGUUGAAUCCUCAUAUUUACGAGAUGAUAUUAUAUGAAUACCUGAAAUUAGAUGCAAAUGGAUUUUUAACAUUGGUCAAAGAAUGGAAUUCCGGCCUUUACAAUAUAGCGGCAGUUAUAAAUGCAGUAUUAGAGCAUUUAUUAAAUUGUGAAAUUGACAAAAAUAUCUAUCUAGAAGCACUGGCCAUUUUGUACAGUUAUGAAAAAAAAUAUGACAAGAGCUUAUCGAUGUAUCUCAAAUUGAAACAUAAGGAUGUUUUUACAUUGAUCCAAAAAUAUAAUUUAUACAAUGUUAUCCAUGAUAUGUUGUUGGAUCUUAUGGAUUUAGACCACAUGAAAACUAUCGAUCUGUUACUUCAGAAAAAUACGAUAUCUUCAGAUAGAAUAGUAGAGAAGCUGAGAGAAAAUCAAUUACAUCUUUACAGGUAUUUGGAUGAAUAUGAUAAGAAAAAUCCCAAAGGGAAGUAUCACAAUGAAUUAGUGAGACUGUAUGCAGUUUUUGCUAGACCGAAAUUAUUAACAUUUUUGAAAAAAUCUGAUCAUUAUCCCAUUCAAGAAGCUUUGGACAUAUGCCAGAAAGAAAAAUACUAUCCAGAAAUGGUUUACUUAUUAGGCAGAAUAGGAGAUACAAAAGAAGCUUUGACUUUAAUUAUAGAUGAAUUGAAAGACAUGCAACACGCUAUUUCUUUCUGUCAAGAGCAUGAUGAUCCCGAUCUGUGGAAUGAACUUAUCAAUAAAUGUGUUGAAAACCCAGAAUUUAUAACAUUUUUGUUGCAAAGUAUUGGAUCGUACGUGGACCCAACUAUGUUGAUUUUGAAAAUAAAAAAGGACACCAAUAUACCAGGUUUAAAAAAUUCAUUGGUUAAAAUGUUGAGUCAGUAUAAUCUGCAGGUGUCUGUUCAAGAAGGAUGUAAAAAAAUUUUGGUUUCUGAUUAUUUUAAUUUACAAAAAAAAUUGGUUAGAGUACAUCAAAAAGGGCUUUCUCUAAUGGACGACUUACUAUGUGCAUCCUGUACGAGAAAAGUUAUAGAACGAGAUUCUUCGAGAGCCUCUGAUAUUGCCGUUUUCAAUUGUAAACAUAUAUUUCAUCUGCAGUGUAUUCCAAAAAAUAUGACAAAAUGUGGAAUCUGCUAUGCUACUGAGCAAAAAUGAAUUUGGAGAUAAAUUAUCAGUGGACCUAAAGAUAAUGCGUGUUUCCCUCCAAUGAAAAAAAAAUAAUUUUAGGUGCAUAAAGAUAUUUAUUGUUGCUCUUCAAUUCAAGUAACUCAUUCUGGCUAAUUUCAUGGGACAAAGACUUUGGAAAAAGUCCAUUGUAAAUGUUAAAAUAUUUUGUGGUUUCAUUAAAAUUAUGUUAUUCAAAUAGUCUGCUAAAAUAUUUUUAACUUCAGGGUGAUCAUGCAUGUAAGUCUUCAUUUUAAUUUCAGCUUCCGUCUGUAACAUAAAAAUUGUGAUUUUCAAGUUUCAAUGUUAACUAUGAUUAAAAUAAAAAAAUACCUUGUAGUCUAAGUAUUUGAAGAAAAGCUGCAAGUCAUCAUACCAAGUAUUUUCGAGACCUUUUCUGUCGUAAGGACUGGGUUUUCCUAUGCUUACGAAUUGUAAAGGGUUAAUAUUAAUAAUAUAGUUACAACCAUCCCAUUCUUGGGUCACUAUUCUGCCUGAAAGUUAAAAAUUUCAUGAUAAUAAAUCUCCAUAGAAUGUAUAUUUUUAGGUUAAUUAGUAUUUACUACAAUGAAAAGAAGAUAUAUGGAAUCUGUAUAAAAUUAAGGUAUAAAAGCCACAGCAAGUUAAUUUAUGAAGGUGUAUAGUUUUAAUAUUUAGGUGCAAAUAUAAUUUUAUAUUAUAAUUAAAAGUUUAAAACCAA